Messenger RNA from Leptinotarsa decemlineata (Colorado potato beetle), 1315 nucleotides. Its product is annotated as cilia- and flagella-associated protein 53. The record is from RefSeq and is a predicted model, not a curated record. NCBI's taxonomy places the organism in Eukaryota, Metazoa, Arthropoda, Insecta, Coleoptera, Chrysomelidae.
AUGUAUCUAAAACUUAGGCUGAGAGAGAUGCUUUGCACAGAAGAACAAGGGUACUAUUAUGAGACUACAGACAAGUCACAAAAAAUGGACGAAAUGAAAAUGAAAGAAAUGAAAGAACGUGUUGAUUUGCUGAAGCGACAAAGAGAAGAAGAAAGAUUGAAAAUUGUUCAACAGAAGAGGAUAGAGCAAUACAGAGACCGAUGUCAAGAACUUCGACCAUCACUCAUCAAAAAACAUCUGAUCGAGACCAAAAAUUGCCAGCUUCAACAAAUUCGAGAUAAUGAAGCAAGAAGGGAGGCAGAGAGAGAACUGGAUAAGAUGUGGCAUGAUUUGUCUUUCAAAGAAAUGCAAGCAAAGACGGACCGAGAACAACAAGAAGUGAUUGGUCGAAAGCAAAAUCAACAAGAUCUGCAGAAUAUUUGGGAAAAACAAAUCAGAGGAAAGGAACUGUUGAAAGCAGAAGAAGAAAAAGUAGCUCAAGAAGACAGAUUAGAAAUGCAAAAGUUACGCGAACAGUUGCGAAGGGAAGAAAUAGAGGGUUUGGAUUCAAAACGAAGAAAAAGAGAUAAAACUGCGAAAGAACUUUUGGAACAAAUCGCCAAUCAGGAACAGCUACUAGCCAAAAGAAAACAGGAAGAGGACUCGGUGGAUCAAGCUUUUACCAAGUUAGCUGAGAUAGAGAUAGAACGAGAGAAACAAGCCGUUCAGGAUUUCACAAUUCAAUACAGAAGGGAAGCUGCCCUCUACAGAAAACAUCUACAGGAACUCGAAGAGGAACGGAAGAAAGAGGAAAAGGAGUUGAAUGAACUCUUGAACAUACAUCGCAAAGAAAUUGAGAGAAAGCAGGAUGAGGCGAAAUGUAAACUGGCAGAAGCAAAAAUGAAGUUGCAAAAAGAUGUCUUACAAGGGAGAGCUGAGCAACUUGUUCACAAACGACAGGAAGCUGAAAACCAAUUGAAACUGAAGCAAGCUGAAAACGAGUUACUUCGAAUGGCUUUCGAAAUGAACGAACGCCUCCAAGCUGAAAGUGAUCGUUUGGAAGCUGAGGCAGUAAGACAGUACAGAGAAGAUCUUCAGAAACAGAUUGAACACAACAACGUUUUGAGGGAGCGAGAGAGACAAGAGCUGGAACGUCAACUGGAAGAAGGACGAAAGGAGGAAGAGAUGUAUAAUAAAAUUGUUCAGGAUAUGAUCAAAGAGAAUGUUCAAAAUGACAUGAAACAUCCAUUCAGAAGGGUCCUUGAAAAUUAUGACUGUCGAUGUAUUUCCAAUAAGCCGUUAUAAAUUGAUUGAAUAAAAUAUGAAUGCUUGUCUA